Messenger RNA from Podarcis lilfordi (Lilford's wall lizard), 19201 nucleotides. The record is from the annotation of a GenBank genome assembly. NCBI's taxonomy places the organism in Eukaryota, Metazoa, Chordata, Lepidosauria, Squamata, Lacertidae.
AUGCCUCACAAAGAGAGAUAUUUUGACCGCAUCAAUGAAAAUGACCCUGACUACAUCCGCGAAAGAAACAUGUCUCCUGACCUCAGGCAAGACUUCAACAUGAUGGAACAAAGGAAAAGAGUCACCCAGAUACUGCAGAGUCCUGUGAGUAUAAUUCAGGGGGAUGGGGUUGGGGGGAGAGACAAAACAGUGUUUUCUCAUUUGCAGAGACUUGUAUUGUUAUGUCUUCAUUUUAAAAUAAUGAACAUGGGAGAGAAACUCUUGGACUACAUAAUAGCAAGAAAGAAUAACUCAGGACUGUGUAACAUUUCAUGAAAAUCAUCGAUGGGUGGUUUGUACAGUAUUUGUUUGCACAGUUUUCAUGUGUGAACAAACAGCCCUUUAUGCGGAGUUUGGCUCUCAAACCCCCCCCCCUCCUUUUUUUUUAAUGCUAUGCUUCAUUAACACUGCACAAAAGUAGCUUCCCAGCUACAUGGCAUUUGAUUGCUGCUUAGACACAGGGAAGAAAAGGGAAGUCACUGCCCAGAUACAAACUAUUGGGACAUUUACAUGCAGAUCGGCAUUCCACUCUUAUUUUGAAUUCUGUACUUAAAAGCUGCCUCAAAUACCUCCAUGUGAUUUGGUUUGUUGGAAAAGGUAAACUGUAUUUUACGUAUCAUUACAAUAAUGUUUUAGAACACCAGCAUAGCGUACACUUGUUUGUGAGUUCAGUGCAUCUCAUAAUUGUAGUUAAAACUGUCAAACUUCUUCACGAGUCCAAAGGAGAUUGUAAUUUGUCCAGAAACUAUAACAACCCAGAAUAGAGCUAGUUUUGCUUUUUAUAACCCAUGUCUGUUCAUAAGUCUGUGUGCCAAGGAAACAGGGCCAGUCUACAAGAAAGCAAUGGACAAUCCGUUUAGGCAAUAAACCCAUAUUCAUCAGAUUGCAUCCUAAAUGGACAGUGUGACUCCAUGCUACUGGCUUUUGUGUAAAUAUGUUUAGAAUUGCAAUAUUAAGGUAGCAUCUCUAUGUAGACAAUUUGAAAAUGAAACUUCUGUCCUGAGCUAAAGGAUAGGUGUAGGUGUGUCUGCACCACUUUUAACUUCAGUAUGAAAACGUCUAAAGCUAGUAAUACAAGUUAAUCCUGUACGGAAGAUUGGUGUAGGAUUUAUGCCUGAAUGAUAAUUGAAAGGCAUAUGUUCUGCUUCCUCCAGUUUCUAUAUUAUUCAAACCAACUAUUAGUUGUAAGUUUCUGGCUUUCAUGGCUCCAAAUAAAUUUCUAAAAGGGUGACUUUGCUAUGUGCUCCUCAUUGCAAGUUCCAAAUAAAACAACUAGUGGCUUAAACCUACCAUGGAAUAAUUCUGUAACAGACUCAUCCUGCUCCAAACCUGUAAUUCAGAGGUCUCAGCAUGCUAGGAGAGGCAUUUUUAAAGGCUGUAUACAGCUUAGAAGAGCUCCUAGUGAACAUAAACUGAAGACAAUGCAUACAAAGUUGCUUGUAUAUGGGCUAAUUGGGAAGCUGUGUUUGGUAGGCUGUGUCCUUCAAAGGCAGAAUAGUGGUCCAGGGGAAGGUGGUGAUGUGUGAGUUAGUGCGAAGAGUGGGCACUUACAGUGGGAUUUUAUGGUUUGGACUAUAUCUGAAAUGUAUACACUACCUUUUUUUAGUCAAAUACUUUUUAUUAGAUACUGCAAAGCUAAAGUAAAUGUAUUGUGCUAUUCAGUGAGGACUCUUACAUUUAAUUGGUCGUAGCAAAAUUCUAGAUUUUUUUUAAAAAAGUAGAAUUUGUCUACCUGAAAGAAAAAACAUGGGCACCUACUUCAGAUGUGAUUCUACAUUUUACAUUUUAAGUGUUGCCUUCCUGUGAAACUGUCACAUUCUGUUUUUUUCUGUAUUGCUUUUUUCUACCUUUAUGUGAAAUGUCUGUCAAUACCGUAAAAACAUCAUUCAAGAAUAGUUUCAUGCGACCAAAACUGACCCUAAGCUAAUCCAUAUACAGUGUCAGCCUGGAGUCAAUAUUAUACUUUGUGAAUUCAGUAAACAUAUGGCAUGACCAGUUCUGUCACUGUGGAACAGAAAUCCUGUGUAAGACAUAGCAUAUAUUUGUCAGGUGCUUGCUAAAUAUACAAACAAACAAACAAACAAAUAGGUAGCCCCUAUCUUGAGUCAGCUUCAGUUCUGUAAUGCUACACUAGGAAAUGCAUGCUGUUUAUACAGCUUGUGUGUUACAUAGUUUAUUUCAUGGAGUAUUUCAGUCAUGCUCACUAAAACACAAACUAUCACUACAGCAAGCAACUUGCUCUAAUAGGAUAGUUGUGCUGGUUUUUAAACAAGAGAAGGAACUGUGGUUUUUAUAUUAUACAGUAAAGUAGACCCACAACUCAUGCAGGGGAUCACACCUAAAGCCAAAAUUGUGUAUCAUCAAAACCCAUUGGGUUUAAAGGUGUGUGGGAUUGCCAAACUCAUGUUUCCCAGAACCCCACCUCUUAUCUAUCUAUCUAUCUAUUUAUUUAUUUUUAAUUAUCAUGCACAUAAAGCACACGAGUUAAAUGUCUGCAAAUUGUGGGCUUACUGUACUGUCUACACUGUUGUGUAUAAAUAAGUACCGUAUUUUUUGCUGUAUAGGACGCACUUUUUCCCCUUCAAAAAUGAAGGGGAAAUGUGUGUGCGUCCUAUGGGGCGAAUGCAGGCUUUCGCUGAAGCCUGGAGAGCACACCGACCCAUCUUGCUCUCCAGGCUUCAGGAAGCUGUCCGCAAGCCGUGGGAGAGCUGCCUGCACCCCGAAGCUCUCCCACCUCUUGCGGAGACCUGCUUUGGAGGCUGGCGAUGGGGAGAAGCGCACUUCUCCCCAACGCCAGCCCCACUAGCUCGGGGGACAGCGGGGAGGCGGAGCGCCGCCAUCCCGCUAUUCCCCGACCUGCUUUGGAGGCUGGCGGUGGGGAGAAGCGCACUUCUCCCCAUCGCCAGCCCCACUAGCUGGGGGGACAGCGGGGAGGCGGAGUGCUCUUCCCGCUGUUCCCCGACCUGGUUCUUCCAGCCCCGCACCUGGGGGGGAAAGACAAAUGUUUUUCUUUAUUUCCCCCCAAAAAAACUAGGUGCGUCCUAUGGGGCGAAAAAUACGGUACAUGUAUAAUUAGUAGUAUCUGUGCUACUAAUUUCAAAGGGGCUACUUUACCAGGUGUCCAUAAUAAUGGUACUCGUUGGUUAGUGUCUGUCUUGGGAGGAAUGCACCUUUCAGGGUGAAGUCAAACUGUUGGAAGGUUGCAGGGGCUUCUGGCAUAGCUCCUGAGGGCAGAAUCCACAUAAUUGGAAAACUCGACAGUGAGUGCAUGAGUGACCAGGGCGGUGGAAUCACUGCUUUGUAAUAGGCUUAGCACACUGGUCAGUUGACUACCUAUUGUUUAACAUUGAUCAAAUUUUGUUGAAUAUUCUGUUCUGUCACCUCUUAGGUGGGCCAUUGCCAUUUUAAGAGAACAGGGCAAACAUUUUCUAGAAAAAAUAGCAAUGGUUGAUCCUAGUAUUCUAGAUAAAAGCCAGAGAAAAGAGCCAUUCACAUUAAUAGAAACAGCACCAAACACUGUUAGCAGUUAUUAUUCAUAUUCACACACAAAUAAAUUUUAAUUCUUCACAAUAACGGUAUUAAAAUGCUAUAAGAUAAAAUGUACUUUUAUUAUUCUGACACUUGACCACUGUUUAACAAUAAUUGACAGGUCAAAUGCCGUUUCUGCAGCUGUGAAUAGCAUUGCAUUUUGUUUACCUGGUAUUAUGGGGAAACUGAUGCUGCUUUAGGCAGUGCACAAUGCCAGAAAGCUCUGGGUAAAAAUACAGAACAGGCAUUUGAACCAUCGAGAGAAGUCUUUCUGAAGCACCGAGAGAAUGAUUGCUGUGUGUUGAGGUACUGUUGCAUAGAACUAUUGAGUCAGAGAUAGCAGAAGUAAGCCACAUCAUUGCAUAACUGUAUCAUACGCACAAAUGUAGUAGAGCAGAAAGAGACUUCCCUGGGCGGGACAGAUACUUCUGCCUGGGUCAAUGUGUGAAUAGACAGAUUAAAAACAUUUCGGGGUAAGGUAAGGAAAUGGCAAAUGGUUUACAUCUGUAAGUAGUUAAUGUUCCUGUUAGCUUUUUUCAUGUCAGUUAAGGUCUAUUUGUGUGUGUGUGUGUUGCAUGAAAUAGUGAGUGAAGAACUUUCAGUUAGCUCUAAUUUUAUAUUGGCUAGUGGGAGCUGCUUAUCAGCAGUUUCCAGACAUGCAGAGCUUGAGGCUAGUAUUGCUAAUAUAGUGGUACACUAUUGGCAAGAAUUCACUGGGCUUCCCCCCGCCCCAUGUUCCUAACCUCACCUUCCCCACAUUUAUAAUAGUCUAGCAGCUUUAAUGAUAUUGCAGUGCAGAUAAAUUAAGACCCCAAACCAUUAAUUCCUUCAGCGUUUUCCACUUACCACCCCUUAUUUGUGGUUUCCCCAUAGUUUUAUGUAAUAAUACAGUAUAGCCAGUUAUAGAGACAUUGUGUAAUUUUUAAAAACUAAAUCCAGAUGUAUCACAAUAUCUAAUAUAUAGCUUCAUCCACUGUUGGGGUGCUUUUUUUGGUUGUUGAUGUAUAAAAUUUCUUAUUGGGGAAAAUCUGAUCACCUGGUUGCUGUCAGUUCUGGUUUCCCCAAAGCAUUUUGUAAUUGAGUUAAAUCUAGAGUGAGAGACUAGGGUGAUGUCUGCUGUUUCCAGAAACUAUUAUGUACUAUUAUAAAGAAUAAAAAUAACUUCCUGGCCUUACAUUGCAGCUCUUAGCAUAUGUAUUAUGACACAAUAGCGCUCAGCUCAAAAAGCUUUGUAGAGUGUCCUGCCACAGUCAGCUUCAAAGACAAUCAGACAUUCAGCUGUUCUACACUAUAUGCUCUAAUAUGUAACCAAAUAACAUGUUAAUUAGUAAAAACCAUAGUGAGUUGGAUCCCCCCCCCCACACACACACAACAAGCACCAUGGAAUUUAGCUCAGUUGGGUCAAACAUCCAAUGAGUCUUCCUGUUUGAAAAAGUUGUCUUUCUAAGAAUGGCUUCAGGCAGGAAUGUCCCCAGUAUUUCAUCAGCUGCUGUUAGGUUUGCACUAAUAGUUACCAAUACUUGGUUAAAAUAGUUUUGAAGUAAAUGUGUUGCAUUUCGGAGUGGGACCAUCAAGGCAAGAAGCAAACCUGUGGGGGAGUGGCAUUAGUGGGAGAAGAUGGCAGCAAAAUGUUACUCAGAGUAAUCUUUCUUCAACUCCCACUCUGCUUGAGUUCAAAUCUUAAGGGGGGAUGGUGUGUGUGUGUGUGUGUGUGUGGGUGUGGGUGUGGGUGUAUGCACACAUGGAUGCAUGCUGCUUUCAUUUCCUAGCUCUAAAAAAAAUAUCCACAAACAGGCACUAGAGAAAGUGCAACCCAGGGCUAUUUCUAGGCAUGACCGUCUAGCUAGAGUAGCUGCUUGACAUAGCCAGCAGGUGAUCUGUUUGUCGCUGACCUCCAUGACUUACAUGGGGAACAGAGUAGUACCCUUCUUUUUCAACUACUAAGCAUCUUCUGUUCCCCCUUCUCCUGGCUUCUGAUACAAUAAAGCAGAAAUAACCAGAAAUAACCAGAAGUGCAUGCAGUUAAUCCAUACAAAGCAACGCUAAAUUGAUGUAGUUGUUCUGAAGUUCAGUACAGAGAUUCCAGUUCCAAAAUAUUUCGAACUUAAGUUUAAAAAAACGAACUGCUCUUUAAUAAGUAACUAUGUUGGAUGGUAAAAAGAACAAACCAGCUGCUGAUUCUUCUUGACAGAUAUGUCUUAUAUUUUCACAGGCUUUUCGGGAAGACCUGGAAUCACUAAUUCAAGAGCAAAUGAAGAAAGGCAAUAACCCAACUGGAUUGCUUGCCUUACAGCAGAUUGCUGACUACAUUAUGGCAAGCUCUUUUGCAGGAUUUUCUUCAUCUCCUCUAAGUAAGUAAAAGGAUGUGCAAUUCAUAAUAAUUCUUUCUAAUAGCUAAAAUGACCUUUAUAGAGAAUGCCUAUCCUUGUUCCUGGAUUACCUUAUGGAAAACCUGAUCUUGAUAAACUGCUGAUAGAUUCACUUUUGCUUCUACUGAUUUCUGUUUGUGAUCACAUAUACAUGUAUAUAUGAGAUAUCAAAAAGAUCCAGUGUUCUGCUGCAUACAAGCAAUACCACUCCCUAUAACCCAGGUAGCCAAUGUACUGCCCUCCAGACGCUAUUGAACUACCACUUCUAUCAGCCCCAGCCACAAUGGCAGUGGUCAAGCAUGAUGGGAGUUGUAGUCUAGCAGCAUCUAGAGGACCACAUUGCCUAUCCCUGCUUUAACCUGUAGUUUGGAUUUGGCAAAUAUAAUGCUUUCUUUUUAAAAAGAACUGCUAAAUUAAUAGCUAUUUAUUUUAUUUUAUUGUUAAUUGAGGUAGCAGAAAAAUAUAAAAAGUGACAUUUUGUUGGGAAAUUCAGCUUCAGGUGGUGUUUCAAGUACCUGCCUGUGUCACCAACUCUGCCUUCUCUUUUGAAAGUCAGAAAAUGAACAUUUCUCAGGUGCAAAGUUCAGUCGUUUAAAUAUUAAAGGUUGUUGGGAAGGUAAUGGAAAUAACCCCGUUAGCAGUUUCCAGUUCAUUCUAAAAUGUGACUAUAUGGUUGCUUUGAAGAGAAUGUUCUAAUGGUUUUUUUAUAAUUUAGGCUCUGGAUUGGUUACACCUAUCAAUGACCUUCCUGGGAUAGAUACCACUACAUACGUAAAGGGCGAAAAACUUACUCGUUGUAAAUUAGCCAGUUUGUAUAGGCUGACAGAUCUGUUUGGAUGGGCACACCUGGCCAAUUCAUAUAUCACAGUAAGUACCCUGAAGUCAGCAUUUCUAUUACUUCUUUGCUAUAGGAAGAUAUAUCUGAGCUUUUCAGCCCUAUAAAUUGCAUAUUACCCCAGGAUUAAACAUACAGUUUUGUUAGCAUCAUAGUAACCUUUUCCUCUCAAUUUCCAGGUAAGAGUAAGCAAAGAACAUGAUCAUAUUCUUAUCAUUCCAAGAGGCCUAUCGUUUUCUGAAGCUUCUGCCUCCAAUUUGGUAUGUACUUAACAUAGGGAAUAAUGUUAUGCACUUAAUUAUGGAGAGUUUUGUUCUGUUUCAUUUGCUGUUGACCCAAAAGGAUAUUUCAGAACCUUUAGGGCAUACAGGCAUCCCCCCACUUAGGCGUGUUCUACUCACACAUAUAUGCAUGGAGCCAGGAAAUGAUAGAUAGAUAGAUAGAGAAAGAAAGAAAGAAAGAAAGAAAGAAAGAAAGAAAGAAAGAAAGAAUCAUACAAGGAAAUGGCAGGAGAGAGGUGGAGAGUCCUCAUGGCUCAUAAGCAGACCUUCCCCAGAGCCCAAAGAGGACGUCAGUGAGGGCAGAGGAAGCCCCAAAGAGACCUGAGGUGCAGCAGGGCUUUAUUUCGGCUGCUUAGCCUCCCCGCCCAACAGCUGAUGUGGGGGUAGCGCAGCAGUAACAGCCCCUUUACUGCUCAUCCUCCAUCCAACCCCAAAGAUUCAACUGGAUUGGACAGAGAGGUAGAGAGCAGGGAGAAUAGGCAUUUAGUGUCUCUUUAAAGGGGGUUUCACACUUUACAUGAUUUCACUUAAGCGCUCAGGGGCCUGGAACAUGGCCCCUGCAUGUGGGUCAAUGCCUGUAUGUGCCUAAUGUUUUUCUUUGAGCAAACAACCGAAACAAAGGUUACAUUUUUUUCCCUCAGUUGCUAAAACGCAGCAACUUAAUUGUAAGUGUCAAUCUUCAGGUUUCUAUUUAGGUUUCUAUUCCCUUUCACCUGCAGCUAUCUGCUGAAAAAGCACUUGCAUUUUUAACCACUCCUCUGCCAAAAUUUAUCUGCUGCUUCUUAGCAUAUGAUCCUCCUCCUUGUUCUCUGUUGUCUCUCCCACUCAUGUUUAUGCCUGAUCCUGUGCCUCUUAAGUACCUUAAAUGAAACUUGGCUGUUUGUAUCCAGGUGCGUAUAGUGGGAGAACAUGGAUGGAGUGACCCAGAAAGUCUCCCUGUACCUAAAGAAAUACUUCCUUAAGCAAAACAACUCCUAUUUGAGACAGUCUCCUUUAGAAAAAGGGUAGCACACCCAUCCCUGCCCCACAAUUUGAGCUUGGAGUUGGCACACUGAACAAUUUCAUCCGUUUUAUUGGGAAAUUGUAUUUUUCCUCGCUUAAGCCACUGUUAGGAAAUUCAACAUGCAUCACAUUGAGAAUGACAUAAUCAGAAAUGUAAUGGGAAUCUUAAUGGCUUCCCUCAUUGCAGCUGUUUGCUUCCCUUCCUACUUAUUUGGUGGCUGCAACAGCAGAGAAGUCUCUUGGAGGCUACAUUCCCUAUCUGGCAUUUUAUAUGCUGUGAUGGCAGUAAACCAAGUGUGAAAGUUGGCACCUAAGUCCAUUGUUUUGAUGUCAAAUGUCCUGAGGAGUGUCCUGGAAGGAAAGAGUCUGAGACUGUGUUUGUAGCAUGCAAGGUGACAGGGAAGCACAGGGAAGGUGCUUGACACUUAAGGCUUGGUAGUAAUCUGAGCUAUAAGAACUACUUUAAUAGGCACAGUAUUUGCUUCAUAAUAUAAAGGAGUAUUAAGAGCUUGCCAAAUCCAUAUUUGCAAGCAAGGUAAUUUACUAACUACAACAGCAUCACUAUUCUCCUUCUGAGGGUUUGUACUUUUCUCUUUAAUGUUUAUUAGACAACUGAGAGCUGAGGUACAACACAGCCGAUACCGUAUCACACUCAUUUAAAUCUUGUAGUAAUUCUAAAACUAUACUCCGUGUUUCUCCUGAAAGCUGAGGAACUAUAAAAGCCAACCUAUGUUCCUUGGUUACUCUCAGUCAGGAGUGAAAUGUAAUUAGUGGUGUUUCUCUGACUUGGCUUUUCAGGUAAAAGUAAACAUACUGGGAGACGUGGUUGACCAGGGAAGCACCAAUCUAAGCAUUGACAGUUCAGGAUUCAGCCCUCAUGCAGCCAUCUACUCCAUGCGCCCUGAUGUUCGAUGUGUGAUCCACAUACACACUCCAGCAACAGCAGCUGUAAGUCUGUUCUCUCCUUAAUGUGGCAUAAAGAUGUUCCAAUAGUACACCAUUACAGGAUUGACUGAAGCUCAGGACUGUUUUGUGUUGGGAAUCCUUGAAGCUCCAGCACGUCUAUUAAUAAGUUGUUGCUGCUCUUCAAGGUAUGGAUCAAGCACUCUUCUGACAACUUCUCAGAUGAUUACAAAUUUAAACAGGCACAAAAACAGCCUGUUGUUGCCAUUUGAUUAAUUCAUCUUGAGAAUAACACAAGUUGUAUAGAAGUGCUAUACUUUGUGCUCUUUUAUUUCUCAAAUUCUUGAGUCUGCUUUUCGUAUCAAAGUAGCUUUAUUCCUAUUAACUAUAAUGUAUACAAUACAUCAAAAUGUAUACAAUAUGCAUACAAUACUACGCUAGCUGCGGUUUCCAGACAGCCUUCAAAGGCAGCCCCAGUAGUCCAGAUAGAAGGUGAUUAGAGCAUUGACAACUGAGAACAAGUUAUCUUAGUCCAGGAAUGGUCAUAACUAGUAUCCAGUGUUUUCUUUUCACUGCCAAAGAGGUUCCUAUCUGCAGAAUAGAGAUGGAGGCUAUUUUUUGGAUUCAUUCUCUUCUAUGCCACCUUCUAUUCUGUUCUGAAGUAUCCUUUAACCCUCAAGAACAGGUUUUGGGAUGAGAAUGAUCGGUCCUAUGGGCUGAGUAUGAAUAUGCAACAUACACACACACACACACACACACACACACACACACUUCAUUGGCAGAAACAUCUGUUGGAUGAAAGAGCUUUGCAUGAGCAGAGGGACACCACUAGAUACAACCCUUGGUCUUUUUUUAGAACUCCCCAUUUACUUGAACUAUUUAAUUCUGAAACCAUCUGCCUUGUCCACAUUUGCUUCAAAAUCCAUAUGCUAGCAAUCCAUCCAUAAAACCCCCACAAUCUAUUGAUAGUCUGUUAUCAACUAGGUAGGAAUCCUUGUUCUCCUGAUUUUCAAAUAGUUGCAAACUAAAGUUAUUGAAUAGGUACUUUCAGUGUCACUUGAAAAAUUAAAGAGUUUUCACGUUCGUUCCAUGUUACAAGCAUUAUUUCUUUGAAACAGGUUUCUUCCAUGAAGUGUGGUAUACUUCCUAUCUCUCAGGAGGCUCUCAUUCUAGGAGAUAUUGCAUACUACAAUUAUCAAGGAUCUCUGGAUGAACCAGAAGAAAGAAUUCAACUCCAGAAAGUUCUUGGACCAAGCUGUAAGGUAUUCCACUCUAGUUAAUGUUUUUGUUCAAGGUUUCUAGUCUGGCUCAGUUUCUGUCACUUACAAGUGUCUCCAUUCCUUAGGUGCUGGUCUUGAGGAACCAUGGAGUAGUAGCGCUCGGAGAGACAUUAGAGGAAGCUUUCCACUACAUCUAUAAUGUGCAAAUAGCUUGUGAAACACAGGUGAGAGAGACAGAGAGAUGUGAAGCACUUUAAAUGCUAUAUAAAUGCUGGCUUCUUAAAAAUACUGUCUGUGUGUGAUUUAAUAGGACGCUUGCUACUAACAACUACUUACUGGAAAUCCAGGAGAGAAAAUGAAAUCUAUGUUUAACAUAUACUAGGAACACCAACAGUGGGCUGUACACAGAAAUUGCACAGCCCUUGUCCUAGUAUCUAGUAGUGGGUAAUGCACUUUGCAAGAUAGCUAUCAUGUUUGUACAUGUUAACAUAUUGAAAAGAAGAAUAUUAGCAUGUAUUUUCUUUCCAGAAAAUUCAAGAAGGCUACAUAUUCACCCUUCAAAUAGUACUUGGAAAAAUUUGUAAUUACUGAGUCCUUUAUGUCACAGGUACAUGCACUGGCUGCAGGCGGCGUAGACAAUCUUCUUAUCCUAGACUUGCAGAAGUAUAAACCUUUCACACACAAUCUGGUAGCAUCUGGAGGAGGAGGAGUUAAUAUGGCCUCUCAGUUCAAGUGGAAAGUUGGCGAACAGGAGUUUGAAGCACUGAUGAGAAUGCUGGACAACCUGGUGCGUUCAUCUGUCUAAUCUACAAGUUCUCAGUACUUUGAACAAGUUGCUCCCCAUAAGAUUGUUCCAUAAGAAAUUCUGUUGUCACUUUUUUCCUGUAAAUAAGAGACCUGAAAAAGAAAUAGCAACAUGAAGUAGGUUUAUAAGCCAACAUUCAAGUUCAAUUUCCAUCCAGGCUCAUGACAAACUCCUCCCAGACAAACCACAAGAGGUAAGCAGAGUGCAAACCUUGGCUACAGCUUCUGGUUUCUCUGGAGUGACACAGACCAGGAGCUUGGGUUCAGAUGUAACACUAAGCUAAACCAUGGUUGAGCUCUGAGUAGCCCAGAGGCAGCAGGACUGAGGAGGAGCUAAGUGGCGAUGAGUUUUCCAGAGAGUAUCCACACACUUGUGUGUCCAUGCUUAACCAUAGUUUUGUUUAGCAUUAUAUGUGAACUAGAACACACUUGAUUGGCUAAGGUAGUGAGGCAGUGGUUUGGUCCAUAAUAGAAAAUCUCUGAUCUCCUACCCACUUUUUAUUUAUUGGUCUCUGCUAUCUCUGUAUAAGGAUUUACUCACUUUCUGUGGGGCCUAUGAUGUGGAGCUACUGUGCUGCCAUACCAUACUUAUUCUGCAGUCUUUUAAAAUAAUUGUUUGGCAUUUAGUGUUAGGAUACCAAGGUGUUGAAACUGUUAACAUAUAUUGUCACAGUUUGAGUUGGGAUGGGGGGGGUGAGGUUGAAAUUUCCACCUGAAAAUUAAUUAUGUUUUAGGAUUAAUUUCAUGCCAAAGAUUUUAUUGUCCAGGCACAAUGUAUAAAAAAUUUUCCCCUCUUGCACAGGGUUACAGAACAGGCUAUGCUUAUCGACAGCCUCUUGUGAGGGAGAAGCCUAGGCACAAGAGUGAUGUUGAGAUCCCCGCCACCGUGACUGCCUUUUCCUUUGAUGACGAUUCAGUUCCAAUUUCCCCUCUCAAAUUCCUAGCACAAAAGCAGCAGCGGGAGAAGACAAGAUGGUUGAAUUCUCCAAAUACAUAUUUGAAAGUAGAUGUUCCUGAAGAAUCCCGGAAUGGAGAAACAAGUCCCCGGACUAAAACCACAGUAAGCAGCUCCCUAGUGAUGGGGGCAGAAUAUACCAAAAGGGGUGGGGUGGGAAUAGGCCCAUACAGUGACCUGUAUGACAGAAGUUAUGGUUCUAUGGUGGAUUCCAUGAAUGAGCUACAACUUUGAAAGAGCCAGCCUACUUUGAGAAACAAGGAAGUGCAGAUGGCAUAUUUUGACAGCAGUUCUGUCAUUAAUCAGACGGGCAAAUGUUGUCUCCAUCUUCAAAAAGAGGAACCCUUACAGUUCUAUGAUUCUGUGUUGUGGUAAAAAGAAUAGUAUUCUCGUGCACUGUCCCAAAUAUGGUACUUUAUUAUCUUCAAUUCCCUGCCAAGUUCAAGGUGCUGGUUUUGAUGCAUAAAGCCCUAUAUAGCUGGAGACCAGGAUACAUGAAAGAUGGUCUUAACCCUGUGCUCUGCAGGUGAAGGCCUCCUGCAGAAACCGUUAUCACUGGAUCGCCAUCCUGCACAAUGCAGGAAUUAGGCCUUUAGGAAUUCCCUCCCUGUGAAUAUUGGACAGAAGCCAUCUCUGCUGUGUUUUUAGCCCCUGCUUGAAGACUUGCCUUCUUCAGCAAGCCUUCCCCAGUCUGCAUCCGUAUUGGAUUUUUUAAAAAGUUGUUUUCAUUGUUUCCAACCCUGGGGUCCUUGGGAGGAAAGACAGGAUAUAAAUUUAAUAAAAUGAAUAAAUAAAAUGAAUAAUUUCCAGAGCGCAUGUAUGAAAAACAAGUAUUAUGCAAGCCAUCCGACCACAACAUAAAUUCAACUUUAAAAGAUCAGCUCCACCCAGUGGUGGCUUAACAAAUGCAACAAUGCCUUGUAGUUUCUAUCAGCAAUUUUCAUUAUGAGAAGUACUGCUUGAAAGGAACGAUAAAAAUACCUAGUUAGGAGGGAUAGUUAUCCAGGUAAUUAAGAAAUACAGUGGAUGUUCAGUCCUUCAUUAUAGUAUUUUUGGCAGUGGAAGUACUGUAGCAAGUAUCCUUGCUACAUCAGUAUUCAAAUGUCGGUCCUUUUCAGGUACUUAAUUAAAAAUACCUAAAUGCUAUUUAAGCUAAAGGACCAUUACACAUAUUGGUAUCUUUAUGAAAUGAUAUACUGAAAAGCUAAGUGGCAUGGCAAUGUAUUAUUAUUAGAUCACUUGGAUAAUUUAAUAUAAACCCCAUUGUCCUGAAAUGUCCCCUAGCCUUUACCAACUACUAAAUGGCAAUAUCCUCGCUUCCAAUAACAUUCUUCUUUAUUUCUCUUUUUCUUUCCAAGUGGAUAAAAGCUGAAGAUUCAUCUAAGCUUAGUGGAGGAACUCCAAUCAAAAUUGAAGAUCCAAACCAGUUUGUUCCAAUGAAUACAAAUCCAAGUGAUGUACUGGAAAAGAGGAAUAAGGUAAGGCAAGGCAGGUUUCUUGAAGACAUAAGCUUAUUUGCUUCUUGAAAAUAAUCAGUACCUAACUUACUCUGCUUGUUUGAGAAGCAUUAAAAACUGUUCAGUAACAUCUAAAAUAUAAUACAAUAUUAAAGGUAAAGGGACCUCUGACUAUUAGGUCCAGUCGUGACCGACUCUGGGGUUGCGGCGCUCAUCUCGCUUUGUUGGCCAAGAGAGCCGGUGUACAGCUUCCGGGUCCUGUGGCCAGCAUGACUAAGCCACUUCUGGCGAACCAGAGCAGUGCACGGAAACGCCGUUUACCUUCCCGCCGGAGCGGUGCCUAUUUAUCUACUUGCACUUUGAGGUGCUUUCGAACUGCUAGGUUGGCAGGAGCAGGGACCGAGCAAUGAGAGCUCACCCCAUUGUGGGGAUUUGAACCGCCAACCUUCUGAUCGGCAAGUCCUAGGCUCUGUGGUUUAACCAACAGCGCCAUCCGCGUCCCACAAUAUUACUGGUAGCCUAAAGGUAGCUUUAAGUGCAACAGGAACUUGCUAAAAAUGUCCUUAGUUUGGUUCUGAAAAAUUGCUUUUAAAUACCCAUCGAAAACCAUAUUUUGAUCAGAAGAAAAAUGUUUAAGGUGGGAUUUUCUUCUGUGCUAUCUUUAACAUUACACUAUUUUGGAGAUUCCUUCUUUUUUAGUUUUUAGAAAGAGCUAGCUGUUUCCACAAGAAAUAGCCUGCUGUGGUAGCCAGAAACCUAACGCUCUUCUGCCCGCUUGUUUCCCAGUGAGCCAAUGUAUUUAACAAUGGCAAUGAGGAAUAAUGACAAGAGGCUCUUUGUAAAUGCAGACUGCUGGCUGCUUUCACUCCCCAAUUCAUUUUUCUAUUUUCAAACUCAUUUAAGCUCCACCCUGGGAAAUUAUUGUCCUGCCAGAUACAAAAUGUUUCGUGCAGAAGUUCUGGGAAUUUCUUACUUCACAUCUGCUUGUAAUCAAAAGAGUUUGCCACUAUCCUGAGCAAGUCAACUUAGUUCAGAAGAGAUCACUCUUUCUUGGAAAAGAUCAGUGUCACUCAGACAUUGGCUUAGAAAAGAAUUAUCUGUUCUAGGCAUGCAACUUUCUCUGGCAAACUUGAGGUAGAGGAGAAGUGGGAAGCUAUGUUUCAGUUAACUUUCAUUGUGUCCCUAGCUGUGCACUAUGGAGCUGUAUUGUCAGUGCAGCUUGGUGCAACAGGAGAUAAAGAAUAAUUACAGAGGUUCUAUCUCGAUUUACACGUACUCUACUGACAACAUAAUCAGCAGCAUCACAAAGGAGGAGAAAUAACGUUAGACUACAGCAGUGCUGGGGCUUGACGUUGAAGCUGGGUCAUAAUAGAUAUUCUGGAACGAAAGAAGAGCAGGCUGAUAAUUUGCCAACUAAGAGAAAAUUCAACGCUGUAAAUGUAUAUGGCUUGCCUGAGAACUCCCUGCUUUUUAAUCAAACUUGCUACUCUUGAUUCCUAAAUCUAACUAUGUGGAACGGAAGACUAAAACACCAGGUUAAUAACGGCAUACAAUUUGGAUAUAGAUAAUAUUUCAUGCAUGUCGAAGCAAAAAUGUAAAUACACUCGACAUUGUCAUUUUCUAAAAUGGCUUUGUAACCAUUUUAGAGCAAAUUGACUAGAAUGAAAACAAAUAACAGUAAAGUAAUGGAUUAACUAUAGUAUCUGUUUUCUGUGACCCAUAUGAAGUUUGAGAUUCCUGAUACUUCAGUGUGUUUGUGAAAAGGCUUUUCAAAACCCUUCUGCUUUCCCCCCUUCCAGAUUCGGGAGCAAAAUCGGUAUGACUUAAAAACUGCAGGUCCACAGUCUCAGUUGCUUGCUGGAAUUGUAGUGGAUAAAAAGCCCAGUGCUGUAAGUGUUAUCCAUUGUCUGAGCUAAGCAUAUAACAUCUAAAGCAGGCUUCCUCAACCUCGGCCUUCCACAUGUUUUGAGACUACAAUUCCCAUCAUCCCUGACCACUGGUCCUGCUAGCUAGGGAUCAUGGGAGUUGUAGGCCAAAAACAUCUGGAGGGCCGAGGUUGAGGAAGCCUGAUCUAAAGCAUGUUCAGCAUUUAGUCACACCACAUUUUAUAUGAUUAUCUCCUUGCUUUUGUAAUACUCUUCAUACAAAGUAGAAGCAGGUUUUAAAACCAUGAGUCCUAUUUAAAAUAUUUGUAAAGAGUUUUUAGAGAAGCAAUAAUUUAUGUUAUGUGAUUUUUCACUGAAGAUAGGAUUGUUCCCCUGUUUUCAUCUUAAGCAUAAUACAUGUAUUAUGAGAUCAGGUGGACGACUGCUAUGGAAAUUGUCGGAUUCUUUAAAAAACAACACUGGCCAAGCUUUCUACAAGUCUUUAAAGUUUGUUUUGACUAAAACCUGGUAUUGAUUAAAGACCCUUUCUGUAAGUUCACUAACCUAGCAAUUGAAGCAAUUACCAUAUUUUUCUGUCUAUAAGACGCCCCCAUGUUUAAGACGCCCCUUAAUUUUGGGGUCUCCAUUUUAAGAAAAUGGGGGGAGAUGUAUAAGACACCCCCAAAUUUUUGACAUUAUUUUUUAGGGGGGGAAACCUAGUCUUAUACACAGAAAAAUACAGUAGCUCAGUUGGUAGAGUGUGAGACUCUUGAUGUCAGGGCCAUGGGUUUGAGCCCCAUGUUGGGCAAAAUAUUCCUGCAUUGCAGGGAGUUGGACUAGACGACCCUCAUGGUCCCUUCCAACUCUACAAUUCUAUGUUCUGCUGAUGGUUUUUGAAAAUGCUGCACUGCUUUCAGAUUCUUACUUUGAAGGAUCCUAUCACCAGCAAUAGGCUCAUUUGUAAUUGUUUAAUGUGCUUGUUUUUUGUAUUGCCUUUCUCCCCUUUAAUUUAUUUUAUUUUUUCUUCCAGCCAAUGCAGUUUGAAGAAGACGAGCAUGCCCCACCAGCCCCUCCCAACCCAUUCAGUCAUCUCACUGAAAAGGAACUGGAAGAGUACAAGCGGACAAUCGAACGCAAGCAACAAGGAGUAGAUGGUGAGUGUUCUGAUAAACUGGUGAUGGAAAAUAUUCAGGUAAAGAUUUAGUGAAGUUUAAAUUCACCAAAAAUGAUUUUAAAUUUUUAAAUUAAGAGCCAUUACAUUAAAUAAUAUCAAUGGCAGCUUCAAUAACUCCACUUUUUAAAGGCCUGAAUCUCUUCUGGCAAGAAUUUAUCUCUCACAACUUCCUUCUCUGUAGUGCUAUGCUGUGUUAUGACCAGUAAAAUAUUGAAUGUUAUUCGGCCCCUUUGAACCUACUUAGAUCAAUGGAUAUUAAAACAUGAAAUGAAUCAAUGUGAUUUGUAGUUCUAAGGGAAUCUAAUCUUGACUUGAUCAGGGGUCACUCCAUUCCAUGGAGCCAAUCCAUGCGUGCUCAGUAGUAUUGAAAGCCAUAGAGAGAUCAAGAAACAGGAGCAAGAUUGCACUCCCCUUGUCUUGCUGUCUGUAAAGGCAUCCAUCAGGAUGGCCAAAGACAACUCAGUCCCAUGGCCAAGCCUGAACCCGGAUUGGAAUGGAUGUAAAUAAUCUGUCCUCCAAGAAUGCUUGCAGUUUCCCAGCCACUGCACUCUCAACCACCUUCCCCAAGGAGGAGAGUAUUUACAGCUGGCCAAUAGUUGUUCCAAUCCAAGGGGGCCAGGGCAGUUUCUUUAGACUGGCUGGUCAUCUUUUUUUACCCUUCACCCACCAAACCCUUUGAACAUGCUAUUUUACUAGGGUUGCCAUAUUUCAAAAAGUAAAAACCAGGACACCCCAACAGUUGUUGAGCUUUUUUCAGAAUUGCCUAAGAUCCUCCGGAAAGUGCCACCUUUCAGAAAUCCUCCCCGGAUGUCAAUUCCACCUUUGAAAUCCUGGUAAUGUCCAGAAAAAUCCAGACGUAUGGCAGCCCUAAUUUUACUCUCACUACUUCUUGUAGUCUUGGGUAAAUUUUUAAACUGGACACUUGUUAAAUUUCAUAAUCCUAUAAAAGGGCUUAUAUGGAAAGGAAGGAUGGCAUCUGUUACAUAGUUGUAUUGCUUUCUCAUGUUGCUGUUAUAAGUGCAUGUCGGCAUCUGAAAACAAAGGAUUGUGUCCUUGCCUUAGAAAUUAGUAUCAGGUCAAUAGGGUAAAAGGUAAGUAUCUUUAAAUCAUAAUUUCUCAAGAAAAAACAGUCUGACAGUAGUAUUUUCUCUUGUCUUCAGUCUUGAUAUUAUUGCUAGCAAACUUCUAACUUGCCCAUUUCUUAUUUUUGAAAGCAUAAAGAUUCAAAGGUAAAAAUAUUGCAUUACAACCAAUUUUUCCACCCAUCUUCAUUCAAAGCAUCUGAUAAGGAACUUUAAUUGCUAAUUUGCUGUUGUCUAACACUAGCAUUUUCAGCACUAACGUUGCAUAGUUUGUUCUGUCUAUUUUGUAUAGUAACCAACGUAUGUUUGCAUGGAAUACUUCUAAAUAAUUGGGAUAAUAUACUAAGUUUGGGUUACUAAUAGGAUGAAAUUAGUAUAAUUAUAUGUGUUAACAUUAGUAUAAUCAGGUCAGUACUAGUGAAGUUGCUUGUGUUUUGUAUGCACUAACGUACACUGAUCUCCUUGCAUUUAUUUCAUUUUGGCAUGGCUUUUACUAACUCAAGCUCUUGUCCUACAGAUGCUGAUCAGGAAUUAUUCUCAGAUGACGGGUCAUCUGUUUCACAAAUUAAUUCUCAAACUCAGUCCCCACAAAAUGUCCCUGAAAAAGUAGAAGGUAUACAAUGUAAUGUCCUAUGCAGUAUCGUGAGUCUAUUAGACCCUUCCUUGCCAAUUACUUUUAAUUACUUAGAUCAGGAAAGGAAAAUAUAGUCAUCUUGCCAAUAUGUGAAGACUAUGAUUUAUUUUCUUGAGCUACAUCUUUUAAGAAUCCUUCUGGAUUUAUCAGAAGUUUAAAUCCAAUAUCUUCUCUCUAAAUAGGGUAGGUUUACCUAUAAUCUCAUUCAUUCUUCAGAACAGGUCACUUAGAGACAGUUUCAACGUCAUGUUGAUCUCCUGUUCCUGCAACAAUUUGUGUUCGUAUCAUUUGGAGAAAGCACUCCCAUUUCUUUCCCAGGAUUAUAUGUGUGCAUUGGCUCAUAAUACAAGGCUAACAUAACAGUCUAUGAUGUUGCUCUGUUGGAAUUGCUACUGCAUCAAAUUCUAUUCAGAUAUACUGUCUGUAAGUGUCCAGUUGUGGCUAGGACGUAGCUGAAAACCUUGAUUCCACACAUCCUACAAUUAAUAUAGCUAAUGGGUUACAUUCUGGCUUGUUGGUUCAAAUAAAACAUGGGGCAAGAGGAAAACACCGCUUUGUAGAUUAUUUUGCCUGGGAAAGUGGGAUAUAAAUACCUAAAGAAAAAUAAGAUAUUAGUAGAGGAAGGAGGGGAACUUUGCUAGUUAUUCUCUCCGUGUCCCAAUAUGCUGCUUGCAUUUUAGACCUGUGCAGAAUUGCUGCAUAACUGUCAGUAUAACAAAGAGUAAAAUGCCUCCGUUUGCUUUCUCUCUUUUUUUUACAGAAAAUGAUGAUUACCAACAGGAUGCUAACCUCGUCUCUCUGGAGAUGCCGGCUGUUGUAAUGAAUGGCAAAGAAGAUUCACAUGAUGUGGACGAGGAUCUUGCACACAGAGUCAGCCAGUUAACCACUAGUACUGUAGAGAAUGUGGAGAUCACCAUUAAGGCCUCUGAAAAAAUUGAGGAGACCCUUUCCCCCGAGGGCUCUCCUUCAAAAUCACCAUCAAAGAAGAAGAAGAAGUUCCGUACUCCAUCUUUCCUAAAAAAGAAUAAAAAGAAGGAGAAGGUGGAAGCCUGA